AUGAGAUCGAAGCAAGGUUUAUCAUCAAAAAAGCGUAUUCCCAUAACUCAAAUGAAUGAUAACGGGGCGAAAAUACGAAAGAUGCCAUCAACAUUGAAGCCAGCUCGUACAAGACAAUUAAUUAGACGAUUCCACACUUUAUUGAAAAACAAAUCGGAAAUCCUUUCUCGAAUUGGCUUAAGUGGAAACAAAGAAAUUACAGAGGCCAACUAUAGAGAGUUCAUUCACAAGGAUGGUAGGCUGGAAAAGAUUUACCAGUCAGAAAGAGAGGAAACUAUUAAGAAAUUGAAGUUAAACAAGCUUCCGAGAGAACAAGGCCAAGGUAUAGAUAAGCUGAAGAUUGAAGAUCUUGCAGCAAAGUUGGGGAAAAUUGAUGGUGAAAUUGCUAAAAGGGGAGGCCUCAAAGUGUACCAGAUUGCAUCCAUUAAGGGACAAGAUCAAAAACGAGGAGGUGAUUCUUCGAAGAAGAUGGUGAAGUGGCUAACAGAGCUUGAUAUUUGGAAAGAUCCAUCUGAAAGGCCAACCGCUCUUGAAAUUGGGUCACUUUCUUCGAGAAAUUGCAUAAGCAGUUGUAGUAUGUUCAAAAAAGUGACCCGAAUUGAUUUAAACUCUCAAGAACCAGGACUGAUCUUACAGCAGGAUUUUUUAAAAAGGCCGUUGCCGAAGGGUUCCCAGGACCAAUUUGACCUCAUUUCCUGCUCUCUAGUACUCAACUUUGUUACCAGUGCUGAAGCACGAGGUGACAUGCUUAAAAGGAUAACGUGUUUUCUCAAACAGCCAUCUAAAGCUGUAGAAAGCAAGCCGCUCUUCUUUUUAGUACUGCCUCUACCUUGUGUCACAAACUCCAGAUACUGCAACAAACAGACGAUAGGAAAGAUAAUGACAAAUCUUGGAUUCACCUGCCUAAAAUUUCACGAAUCUAGUAAACUGGCGUAUUGGCUAUACCAAUGGAAGGGAAGUGAUUUUAUUAGUAAAAAAUUCAUCUUCAAGAAGAAGGAAAUACUUAGUGGAUCCAAGAGGAACAACUUCUGCGUGGUGAUUGAGAAAGACAACGAAGAUAAGCGUUAA
Brettanomyces nanus is the source of this 1068-nucleotide messenger RNA. RefSeq lists its product as uncharacterized. Gene Ontology annotation, molecular function: rRNA (adenine) methyltransferase activity. Lineage: Eukaryota; Fungi; Ascomycota; Pichiomycetes; Pichiales; Pichiaceae. The record is from RefSeq and is a predicted model, not a curated record. The transcript has a single exon. The coding region runs from base 1 to 1068 and encodes 355 amino acids. Gene Ontology annotation, cellular component: nucleolus.